AGAGGAGCUGUAACGUUCUCACACAUUAGUCGGCAGCAGUAACUUGUGAAAAAAUGCCGUUCAUAGAUUUAGAAACUAACUUACCUGCAAGCAAGUUUCCAGAAGACUUUCUGAAAAGACUAUGCGCUACAUUGGCUACAGCGUUGGGGAAACCGGAAGACAGGAUGAAUCUGGUGGUAAAGACUGACCUGCCGAUGAUGAUCGCAGGGUCCUGCUCCCCGUGUGUGUUGAUGUCCGUGUCUGCCAUUGGAGUGACUGAUACUGCGGAGAAGAAUAAGGAGCACAGCGCCAAAAUCUUCCAGUUCCUGAAAGGAGAGUUAGGGCUGAGCGAUGACCGUAUAUUGAUAUUGUUCUACCCUCUGGAGCCGUGGCAGAUUGGGAAGAAAGGAACAGUUAUGAGCUUCUUAUAAGGCCUUCCUUGUUUGAAAGUGAAUUCUUCAUAUGUGAUUCCUAUUUGGGAUUCAGCUAGCUGGGUUAAAAGGAAGUUGUGUUCUUAUCGGAUUAAGAAUAUUUUGCAUUAACAUCUCCAGGUUCUCUUGAAAAGUAGCUAAUUUAUGUGAUUUGAAAAUAAUCUGUUUACUAAUAUGUGAAAUAUAAAAUUCAUUUAGCAUUUUGAUAGC
Rhinichthys klamathensis goyatoka is the source of this 620-nucleotide messenger RNA. RefSeq names its product D-dopachrome tautomerase (gene ddt). Gene Ontology annotation, molecular function: phenylpyruvate tautomerase activity. The transcript is spliced from 3 exons. The record is from RefSeq and is a predicted model, not a curated record. Lineage: Eukaryota; Metazoa; Chordata; Actinopteri; Cypriniformes; Leuciscidae. The coding region runs from base 54 to 410 and encodes 118 amino acids.